UGGAAAUCUUGAUGAAAAAAGAAACCCAUUAUUCUGGAAACAAAUCUGCAAAAGAUCCUACUCAUAUAUAGUAAAGUUUCGAUUUUCCCUUUUUAAUCUGUGAUUUCCGUUGGGUUUCUUGCAGUUUGUGGUGCUCUUAGAUCUCUCUCUCUCUCUCUCUCUCUCUCUCUCUCUCCAAAACCUCGUUUCAAACCUCAACGAGCAACGGAGGGGAAAAUAGUGAAAGAGAGGAUUAGACGUCUGUCUGGUGGUGUUGAUGCUAAUUUAUUGAAUAUAUAUAAAAGCAUCAAGGCAGCUCUGGCUCUCUUCCCAAUCUGUUUUAAUCUCUUCCAUGCGUUUAAGAUCAAAGAGGACUUGUUCUGGUGUGGAGUGCUUUGGGGCUUUUCAUUUAAAACGCUUCUUCUUUUCAAUCUCAAGUCUAGGGUUUUUGGUUUUCCUCUGGACUGAGAUUUUACGACAGAUUGCUUCAAUUUCUUCUCACUGGUGCAUUGGAGGUUUAGCGUUUUCUAUUCCUGGAACAUUGGUGAGAAGAUGCCAGGGCUUCAGAGACAGUUUUCGAAUCAAAAUAUGAACAGCAAGAAAGUGAAGAAGGAGAAAAUAGACAAUGAGAAUUCCUUGAAUCGAACUAGAAUAAUUCGUGUUAUUUACGAUGAUCCUUAUGCCACAGAUUCUGGCAGUGACGACGAUGAGCCAAUUUAUGGUAAUGUGAAUGUGUUUCCAAGAAUUAAGCGUGUCGUUAGGAAUAUCGUUAUCCCUCCAAAAGAUUCUUCUGUAGGAAAUUCUUCGUGGUCACGUAGCAAUGAAGGGGUGGCUGAUAAAAAGUUGGGGGAAAAUACAAAGACACAAAAAGCGUCGUCUGUAUACAAAGGUGUACAGAGAAGGAAGUGGGGAAAAUAUGCUGCAGAAAUUCGAGAUCCUAUUCUAAGAAAACGGCUUUGGCUUGGUACAUAUACGACUGCGGAAGAGGCUGGCAAUGUUUAUCAGAGAAAGAAGCUUGAGUUUGAAAUGAAGAUUUUGGCGGAGAGGGUUGAGAAUGUGAAUCCUUGUGUUUCGGAAGAAACCAAUUAUUUGUAUUCCCAUCCAUCACCCUCAUCUGUUCUUGAUGUCUCCACAACAUGUAUUACCAAUGGCAUUGGCAACUCAACCAAUGAGGAAAACAAUCUGAUAAAAUCUGUGGUGAAGGAGGAAGCCGAUUUGGUACAGAUUUUGGAAGAAGAGCCACCCAUUUCAGCAUUCUUAGGAGGCUCAAUUUUCCCACCCCCUGUCGGUCAAGAACUCGAAUUUGGUUUUAACAGCGAAUUGUUACCAAUUUAUGAUUUUGAACAAGCCCCGAUUUCAGAAAUCUUGGAAUAUCUAUCAAUAUCUCCGCUGCUUGAUUUGGGAUUCGAGAGUAAUUCGCUAUGCUGUAAUGAUAUCGGACAGUUUUUCAAUGGUCAAGGUCAUGAGGUGGACAUGGACUAUCCAAUUUGUGAGGUUCAAGAUGGAGAAGGAAUUGGUGUUCAUGACUUUGAUUUUGAGCUAGACGAAGAGGAGCGUGCUUGGGUUGAUGAAGCCUUGAAUUUAGCCUGUCCAUAAACUUUUGCAGUUGAGGUGGUAAAUUCAUCAAAAAUAUUCGAGUGUUGUGAAAAAAAGAAGAGAACCAGGAGCUGAACAGUCCUCUGUCCGUCCCGUUUUCGGGUCCUUCUGGGGCUCAGUUUCAGUAGCGGAAUGAGUUGGUGAGAGUGGGAAUUGGUCCUUGUGAGUAAAAGUUUCGGCUUUUGAGGAGGGUGAAUUGAGAGAGUUCUUGGGUUUUUUCCCUGUGCUUUUAAAGCCGUCCAAGAUUUUUCCAGCUCUCUAUUACAGUACAGUAGUUGAGUAAUUAUUGUUAUUCGUAGAAGAAGAACGUGUUUAAUCUUUGAAUUCAAAUCUUGGCUCUUUUUUUUUUGUUUUCUGCUGCACUUUUGGUGGUGUGGCUGGUUGAUUCACUCCCACAGUGUAAGAAGUUUGAAGAUGAGCGAGCAUCUGUUGUCUU
Rhododendron vialii is the source of this 2011-nucleotide messenger RNA. Its product is annotated as ethylene-responsive transcription factor CRF6. Gene Ontology annotation, biological process: regulation of DNA-templated transcription. Gene Ontology annotation, molecular function: DNA binding; DNA-binding transcription factor activity. The record is from RefSeq and is a predicted model, not a curated record. Bases 532 to 1575 code for a protein of 347 amino acids. The transcript has 2 exons. Lineage: Eukaryota; Viridiplantae; Streptophyta; Magnoliopsida; Ericales; Ericaceae.